Molecule: messenger RNA, 1587 nt
Organism: Neogale vison (American mink)
Lineage: Eukaryota; Metazoa; Chordata; Mammalia; Carnivora; Mustelidae
Gene: DYRK4
Product: dual specificity tyrosine phosphorylation regulated kinase 4
Exons: 11
Coding region: 16-1587 (523 amino acids)
Biological process (GO): peptidyl-serine phosphorylation; peptidyl-threonine phosphorylation
Cellular component (GO): nucleus
Molecular function (GO): protein serine/threonine/tyrosine kinase activity; protein serine/threonine kinase activity; ATP binding
Source: RefSeq, a predicted model, not a curated record
CAAAGUCACAAUCAGAUGCCAGCUUCUGAGCUCAAGGCUUCAGAAAUGACUUUUCAUUCAAGCAUUAAAGCCGAAGAUCCCAAGCCAGAGGAGAAACCACCAAGAAAGCACAAGGUGCCUCUGACAGCGGCAGAGGCUCUUAAGUUUUUUAAGAACGAGCUAUCUUCAUAUGAGCAAAGUGAAAUCCUGGGCUACACGGAGCUGUGGUUCCUGGGGCUUGAAGCAGAGAAGCUCCACGUGACUCCUGAGAAGUUCAGCAAAACGAGUUUUGAUGAUGAGCACGGCUCCUAUAUAAAGGUCCUGCAUGACCACAUUGCCUACCGCUAUGAGGUUUUGGAGAUGAUCGGGAAAGGGUCCUUUGGACAGGUGGCCAAGUGCUUGGAUCACAAAAACAAUGAGUUGGUGGCCUUGAAAAUCAUCAGGAACAAGAAGAGAUUUCACCACCAGGCCCUGGUGGAGCUGAAGAUCCUGGAAGCUCUCAGAAGGAAGGACAAAGACAACACCCAUAAUGUGGUGCACAUGAAGGACUUUUUCUAUUUUCGCAAUCAUCUCUGCAUCUCCUUUGAACUCCUGGGAAUCAACUUAUAUGAGUUGAUGAAGAAUAACAGCUUUCAAGGCUUCAGUCUGUCGAUAGUUCGGCGCUUCACCCUCUCUGUCUUGAAGUGUUUGCAAAUGCUUUACGUAGAGAAAAUCAUUCACUGUGAUCUCAAGCCUGAGAAUAUAGUGUUAUACCAAAAGGGCCAAGUCUCUGUUAAAGUCAUUGACUUUGGAUCAAGUUGUUAUGAACACCAGAAAGUGUACACCUACAUCCAAAGCCGGUUCUAUAGAUCCCCAGAGGUGAUCCUGGGCCAUCCCUACAACAUGGCCAUUGAUAUGUGGAGCCUGGGCUGCAUCAUGGCUGAGCUGUACACCGGAUACCCUCUGUUCCCUGGGGAGAAUGAAGUGGAGCAGCUGGCCUGCAUCAUGGAGGUGCUGGGCCUGCCACCAACCCACUUCAUUCAGACGGCUUCCCGGAGACAGACAUUCUUUGAUUCCAAAGGUUUUCCUAAAAAUAUGACCAACAACAGGGGGAAAAAAAGAUACCCGGAUUCCAAGGAUCUCACGGUGGUGCUGAAAACCUACGACACCAGCUUCUUGGACUUUCUCAGAAGGUGUUUGGUAUGGGAACCUUCUCUUCGCAUGACCCCUGACCAGGCCCUCAAGCAUGCUUGGAUCCAUGAGCCACGGAAUCUCAAACCACGGUCCAGGCCCCAGACCCUGAGGAAAACCAGUCUCUGUCUCCCCUCUGAGACUCGGAAGGCCAAGGUUCAAGGGCAUCAUCAUUUGGACGUAAAAGGUACAGCCCUUCAAAUAGCCAAAGACACUACAGACAAAAUAAAAUGUGGCCUCACUAAGCAGGUUCAGAAUUCGGGUGAUCAGCAGGGCUCUCUGCAGCAGGCAGCUGAAGUUGUCCCACUGCCUCAACUAACAGAAGCUUCCGGAAAGCCAGAGGCAUUUGUUGGACCAGAAGAGUCCAAGACCUCCCCAGGAAAACAAAGUAAAAACUCAUCACCCAAGAACAUGAAUAUUUUACCACCUAUUGUAUGA